CUGGCAAGUUGGUUUCCUUCUUGCCUUUUUGGUACUACUACUAUUUGUUUGAAUUGGUGUGAUCAUAUGUAUGUAUGUCCUACAAAACCCCUUUCCCUUUCCUGGUUAUGUUUCUUUUAGAUCCAUGAAAGUCUUUUCUUCUUUUGGAUUAGUGCCUUUUGCCAGAAAUUAGCAGAAAAAUGAAAGUUUAAGAUACUGACAAGCCCUGUAGAAUAAUUCCUUUCAUUCUCACUUGCAGUCUAACACUGAAAAUCUAGUUCAAAUUUAUCAAUACAUCAAUAUAUGCUCAUUGUCAUUGUCUUUUCAGCCUUUUUCAUAUCUUCAUUUCCCAGUAGAUAGUUGUAUAAUCUUUUUACUCAGCUUCAAUCGUCUAUUUGAUCUCACUUGCAUUUCUUUUUCCUUGUAUAGUUGUUCUUGUCAGCUUAUAAUUACAUAUCAGAUCCCUUUUUUCUAGUCCAUGGCUACUCCUUUGUUUGAUCUCCUAAAGAACCGAGUAGUGUCAUGGAUUGUUGUUGCUCCACUGCUCGCAUUUGCAACAUUUAUUCUCUUGGGGUCCUUAUCCAUCGUCUUCACAUCAACAGCCUUGAUUUUGUCAACCUUUCUGUUCGUAUUUUGUAAGAGGAAGCCUAAAUUAGUGGAGAAAUCAGCCAAAGAAGAGAUUCAGAAAUUGGUUCAUGGAACCUCACCUCAAAUGGAACAUAUUUUGGCAUCAAAACAACACCAUGAAGCCUUAGAAGGCGGAAGUGGUUCAUAUCAGAUUCAUGGCUACUUACUCAGAUCACCAGAUGUCUUAUUUGAAAAAGAGUCCACAACAGAAGAUUCGGGAGAGGAGUGGCCGUUUCGAGACAGCACGGAUCGAACCCCCGAUAUCUCCGAUGACGGGUCGAUAUCCGAUGAGGAUAGCCUCAUUGAAAUCUCCCUUCCUGAAGGACAUUAUGUUAGUCGCAAAGAAGAAGAGGCUGCUAAGUAUAUUAGGCAUCAGAAACUGACAGAUUCAAAGCCUGAAUGCAUUUUCCAGCAACGGAGUCUAAUGGAGCUAUUAGCAGAACUCAAUGACAUGAAUGAAGAAGACAACCUGAUUGAGAUUGACAUCUCCAUGGGAUCCAUCAAAUGUUCAAGUUUUGAGAUUGAAACAGGAAUUUAAAUAGCGGUCCGUUAUCGAAAUAGCGGCCGUUAUAUAGCGAUAGCGGCACCGUCUGAAACCGCUACUGUCGAAACCGCUAUUAUAUUUUAUAAUAAGUUGUGUGAAAUUUUUUUAAAAUUCACGAUCGCGAUACCCGCAAUGACCGCAAUAGCAUCAGUUAUGUCCGCAACCGCGAUAAACGCAAUACGACCGAAAACGAGGUCGCGACCGCAAUUUAAAUCCCUGAAGCUUAAAAAGAUCAUCUUUUGCAUGCUUCCUCUAAUAUGGAUCAAGUAUUUUUUGAUCCACACAUGUAUUUGGUGUAACUUUUACAAAUUCAGAAAAUCUAAGCUGCCAGUGUGCCACAUUUAAGUUCUAA
Molecule: messenger RNA, 1502 nt
Organism: Gossypium raimondii (Peruvian cotton)
Lineage: Eukaryota; Viridiplantae; Streptophyta; Magnoliopsida; Malvales; Malvaceae
Exons: 1
Coding region: 458-1144 (228 amino acids)
Source: RefSeq, a predicted model, not a curated record